Messenger RNA from Macrosiphum euphorbiae (potato aphid), 315 nucleotides. Lineage: Eukaryota; Metazoa; Arthropoda; Insecta; Hemiptera; Aphididae. The record is from the annotation of a GenBank genome assembly.
AUGACGCGAACCGUUGAAAAAUGUAUAAAUGCUUCAAAAGCACCCGUCAAUGGGUCGUUUAAACGCUACCACCCGAUGAGUUUGGUUUUUAGAUUUAUGGCUGCUGAGUGGCUGCAAGCGAGAUUGAUUUAUUCAUGGGUUAAUCAACGCCAUUUACCUGCCAGCUUAGGUCCAUUUGACGUUACAUACAAAAACCUCGAAAAUGGCCGUUUUGCUUCCGACGAGGGAUCGACGUCAUUUUUUAACUCCAGGCCGAACACCGUGAAUCAAUUUUUGUCGGAAAUCUGUAAUCACGAUUGCCGUUCACAAACAUAA